GGAUCCGCCAGUGGGGUGUGUAGAGCAACUUGCAGCACGAACUCAAACAAGGCUUUGAAGUGCUGGAAGAGCAGCGAACUGCAUUAGGAGCUGGAUCUUUGCCGAAUCCUGCAAACAUGAUUGCCACCACACAGCAGAACAUGACAACGGAGCUGCAGGACCUCGGCAGCACGGGAGGACCUCCUCGAAAUUGGAAGGGAAUUGGGAUCGCCAUGGUGGUCAUCUUGGGGGUCAUGUCUCUGGUCACCCUCUCAAUUUUUCUGCUCACGCCUGACGAGUCUCACCUCUUGCUGCUGUCUCGUCUUACUCUGGAGAACGUGGAGAGCGAGGAUUUCAGGGUUCAUGACCCUUGUGCGACAUGGCUAAAUGAGAACGAGGUGUCACUUUGCACACAGGAGGGUCACAUUUUAAUCCACAGUCUUAGCACCAACCUAACCACCACGCUAUUGGACAACAGCACCCUGGAUCUGAAGUCCAUGAAGUUCAAGGUUUCAGCUGAUAAGAAAUUCAUCCUCAUGGCUUAUAAUAUCCAACACGUAUUCUCACAGUCCUUCACAGCAUCCUUUGCAAUCUACACAGUGGCCAGCGGGGAGAUUACAGACCUCACCCCAUUGGAGGAGGAUACAUCUGUACUUCAGUAUGCAGCAUGGGGACCUCAAGGGAACCAGUUGGUCUUUGUCUUUGAAAAUGACAUCUACUACAAGCCAGAUGUUUCUAGCAAAGCGAUGCGUCUGACAGCCACGGGCAGAAACGGAAUGGUGCUUAAUGGACUGUCUGAUUGGACCUACGAGGAGGAGAUACUGCUCAAAUACCCCGCGUUCUGGUGGGCAAAAGACGGAGCGCGUCUGGCAUAUCUGUCUAUUAACAACUCAGCAACUCCUUUUAUGGAGAUACAUCACUUCCUGGGCGGGAUCUACCCUUCUAAUGUCCUCUACCCGUAUCCGAAGGCGGGUUCCAGAAUCCCAUCAGCCAGUCUGUUUGUGGUGAAUUUAUAUGGUCCAGCACACACAUUAGAGAUGAUUCCUCCAGACUCCCACAACAGCAGAGAUAGCUACAUCUCUAUGGUGAGCUGGAUCAGCAGCACGCGCCUGACUGUGCGCUGGUUGAACCGGGUCCAGAACCAGUCCGUGCUGUGUGUGUGUGAGGCCACGACAGGAGCCUGCUCGGAGAAGCACCAAAUGGCGAUGGACUUCUGGCACAACAACCAGCGGCAGGAGGAGCCGUUGUUCACGGCAGAUGGUUCCCUGUUUUACCUCAUCCUUCCUGCCAAGCAAGGGGCCCGUGGGGAGUUUCUCCACAUUGCCAGCCUCCCCGCUCAGACUUCCACUCCUUCUGUUUCUCCUCGCUUUCUAACAUCAGGAAACUGGGAUGUAACCUCACUGUGCGCCCUUGACGAGGAGAACGAUAAAAUCUAUUUUCUGAGUACGGAGGAGUCACGGCAGAGCAGACACUUAUACAGCGUGGAGCUCGGAGGAGUGUUUCAUCGACAGUGUCUAACAUGCAACCUGUUUGAGAGAUGCAGCUUCUUCAAAGCAGACUUCAGUCCCAAUCGGACAUACUUUACCCUCUAUUGCUUGGGCCCAGGUGUCCCAAAGGUAACCAUUCACAGCACAAGUGACCCUUCCAGAUACACAGUGGUGGAAGACAACAGCCUCCUCGCUAUGUCUCUCGAAACCAAGAGGAUCUCUGAGACAGUUUUCCAGACGCUUUCCUUCGACAAUAGUGACCUAGAUCUGAAGAUGUCCCUGCCUCCUGGGUAUGAGGGGAACCUGCAUCCUCUCCUUAUUAUCAUUGACAGUAUUCCCGGGAGGCAGUCGGUAACGGAGGAGUUUGCCCUGGGCUGGCCGGAGGUUUUAUCCAGCCUGCAUGGAGUGGCUCUGGCCUGGAUCGACAGCAGAAGCCGAAUCUCCCAGGGACAGAAAAGCAGCACCCUGGACCCUCGCAAGCUAGGUUCCCUGCGCAUUAAAGACAAGCUUGGAGUAGUGGAAUGGUUAAUGCAGUUGCCGUACAUUGAUGGGAGAAGAAUAGCUGUUUAUGGAAAGGGAUUCGGUGGCUAUUUAGGUUUGAAGAUGUUGACGGCAACCGAUCAGACGUUCAAAUGUGCCGCUGUCAUGGCUCCCAUCACAGACUUCAAGCUCUAUAGUGCUGCCUUCUCAGAGAGAUAUCUAGGCCUUCCAACUAAAGAAGAGCAUUCGUACAUGGCUGCGUCUUUGUUGGACGACAUUCACAAGCUAAAAGACGAAAGCUUCCUCCUCAUACACGGGACCGCAGAUGCGCGGGUCCAUUUCCAACACAGCGCUGAGUUGUUGAGUCGUCUGGUGAAGGUAGAGGCCAACUACACCCUUCAGCUGUACCCAGACGAAGGCCACUCAUUAAGAGAAGAGCGGAGCAAACAACACCUGCACCGCACACUCCUUCACUACCUCCAAAACUGCCUCAAAUACGACCCCUUCCUCAACAUAGAGGAGGAAGAGGAAGACGACGAAGAGGAAGAGUGAUUUCUUCCACUGUGUCCACUCUCGGUCCUCAUACGCGCCCGGCACUGGUGUCUAACUUCAGGAUGCGUUAUUUCACCAAAGGAAAAAAUGAGCAAAAUGGAGAUCAAGAGGACCAAAUUCACCAGCUAUUUACCACAAACUCAAUUUUGGGAUGUUUUUGUUUGUUUGUUUGUUUGUUUUUUGUCCAGACUGCAACCUUCAGUGUUUCCUAAAGUCCAGGAAGAUGAAACACAGCUGCUCUGGUUCAUACAGUUUUCAAGGAAAUCACGCACAGUAUAAUGCCAAUCAACAUCUUAAGUCAGAUUAUGUGCAAGAUGGGUAAAAGAUGCAUGUUGAUCAGAUUUGAUAUUGCAGCGCCACCCUGUGUUCAAAGAUGGAAAAAAUACCAGUGGUUUACAGAUUCAGUGUUGUUAGUAUUUACUAAAACUUCCUUUUUUUUUGUUAAUUGAAUUAAUAAUAAAAGUAUAAAUAUUAGGCAACAUAAUUACUUGAAUAAAAACAUAAAUGUUGCCUUGGCUACUAACGGAAAUAAUAAGAAAAGCUGAAGUUUGAAAAUGACUAAAAGUAAAAUAAAAAGAAAUUCAAGCUAA
Molecule: messenger RNA, 3088 nt
Organism: Puntigrus tetrazona (Sumatra barb)
Lineage: Eukaryota; Metazoa; Chordata; Actinopteri; Cypriniformes; Cyprinidae
Product: inactive dipeptidyl peptidase 10
Exons: 25
Coding region: 117-2498 (793 amino acids)
Biological process (GO): proteolysis
Molecular function (GO): serine-type peptidase activity; dipeptidyl-peptidase activity
Source: RefSeq, a predicted model, not a curated record